GGGCCCAGUGAAGGUUCCUUGAAGAUGGCGGAUUUCUCGCAUAACGCCUGACUAACGAGGUUCUCUUGGCCGGUGCUGAGCACCCGGGUUCUCCACACCGACCGCCUCCGUCUUAUGUUCCGUUCUCGCCGCUCUCUCUCCGCGCGGCAACUUUGGAGACGUCGCUGCGCCACGCCAGGCCGGGGUCAGGGGGAAGGGGCGCCCCCCACCCCCGAGGAGCCCCACCAUGCCCUCCGGCCCGCCGCCCUACAACUCUUCAAAAAGCUGAAGGACGAGCAGCUGUGGCGGUUGGCGGAAGCGGUUGAGAGCAAAGGGCGCUGGGACUGCGGCUGCGUCUGGUUCCCGCCGGAGGGGAGGCCGUCCAAGCAAGCCUCAGCGGCGCCCUCCGUCCUCCUCUGUAAGCUCUACCGCUGGCCCGACCUGCGGGGCGCCCCCGAGCUGAAGAGGCUCCUCCACUGCGAGAAUUACUGGAGGCGGGGCGGGGAGGGGACCGCCGUCUGCUGCAAUCCCUACCACUUCACCCGGCUGGCAGCACCAGAAUCAUCUGAUGCCUCAUCCUACAAGACCAGAGAGACCGUCCAAUCCGCACUGUCCAAUCCCCUCCACUCCAUCACCAACCAGGAGACCACCUACUGCAACGUCCGCGGGAUACAUGACACGACGCUCUCUCGCGGGUCGCACAAAGAUGGCCACUGGUGUAAACUGGCGUACUGGGAGCACCGGACUCGCGUCGGGCGCCUCUACAGCGUCACGGAACCUUCCAUCCAGAUUUUCCACGACCUUCCCAAAGGCAGCGGCUUCUGCCUGGGCUUCCUGGGCUCCGAGGCCCGCAGCGAGAUGGUGAGGCGCACGAGGAAGAAGAUCGGCCAGGGCUUGAUCCUGAGCCACGAGCAGGGGGAGGUGUGGGUGUACAACCGCAGCGAGCACCCCGUCUUCAUCAACUCACCCACCCUGGCCCCGGUGAACGCCCGCGGGCAGUCCGUACACAAGCUGCCACCCGGAUAUUCCAUCAAAGUCUUUGACUCUCAGCAAGCGGAAAGAAUCUCGAGGUGCUCCGCGCUGGGGGAGGGGCCCUCAGACCUCCAUAGUGUCCGGAUCAGCUUUGCCAAGGGCUGGGGGGGCUGCUACUCCCGCCAGUUCAUCACGUCUUGUCCUUGUUGGCUGGAGAUUCUUCUCAGCACCCCAAAAUGAGGCGCCGGAGCUGGGGGGAGGGGGGUGGGGGCACCAGAGGGGCUGAGGUCCUUCAGUCCUCAAUCUGCACCUCGAUAUCCCCCUAAAGUUCCUCUAUGGUGACUUUCUAAUCUGCCUCUCGCUGACCGGCUCGCCACCCAUGGGCUCCAUCAACCCUUGGCCACAUACUGCGCCAUUCUGGAAGAUUUCAGCCCUACAUGACCUCCAUCACCUAUGUUGUACCUUCCAGAUGGAACUGGCUCCACCCUCCCAGUCCUACAUGACCUCCAUCACCUAUGUUGUACCUUCCAGAUGGAACUGGCUCCACCAUUCCAGCCCUACAUGACCUCCAUCACCUCCGUUGUAUCUUCCAGAUGGAACUAGAUCCACCCUCCCAGCCCUACAUGACCUCCAUCACCUCCGUUGACCUCCAUCACCUCUGUUGUACCUUCCAGAUGGAACUGAAUCCACCAUUCCAGCCCUACAUGACCUCCAUCACCUCUGUUGUACCUUCCAGAUGGAACUGGCUCCACCAUUCCAGUCCUACAUGACCUCCAUCACCUCUGUUGUACCUUCCAGAUGGAACUGGCUCCACCAUUCCAGCCCUACAUGACCUCCAUCACCUAUGUUGUACCUUCCAGAUGGAACUGGCUCCACCAUUCCAGCCCUACGUGACCUCAAUCACCUAUGUUGAACUUCAAUACCUUUGUUGAACCUUCCAGAUGCAAUCACCCCAACCAUUCCAGCCCUACAUGACCUCCAUCACUUCUCUUGUACCUUCCAGUUGGAACUGGAUCCACCACCCCAAUCCUACAUGACCUCAAUCACUUCUCUUGUACCUUCCAGUUGGAACUGGCUCCACCACCCCAAUCCUACAUGACCUCCAUCACCUCCGUUGAACUUCAAUACCUUUGUUGAACCUUUGAGAUGCAAUUAUCUCCACCAUCCCAGUCCUACACGACCUCUAUUAACUCUAUUAUACAUUCCAGAUGGAACUGGCUCCACCAUCCCAGUCCUACAUGAUCUCCAGCACCCCUGCUUCCAGCUCGCCAUAGCAUCCUCAGGAAUAUUAUGGAGACAGUUCCUUAUCUAAUAACUCGAGAGACUCCUACGGCUUGGAAAUAUCUGGACUCUAUCACACUCAUCCGCCUGGAUCUUGCCUGUGAGAUGAUGAGAUUGGCCUCCAUCUGUCUGGCAGAACCUUCUCCAACGUCUGGGAAUCUUCUGGAUCCCAAGAAAAUAUGAAGUGUAUAUCUCUAUCAUCUGUGGGAUGUCUCUGAUGUCCUGUGCCUCUUCCUGAUCUGGGAUCUCUUACAAUACACCAUAAAGUCUCACUGAUUUCAGCUCCAUCACCUCUGUUGUACCUCCAAGAUAGAGGCCGGUCAUCCAACCCAACCCUAUGUGAGCUCCAUCACUUCUGUUGUACCUCCAAGAAGAAGCCUGGUCAUAAAAAAAACAACCCUACGUGAGAUCCAUCACCUCUGUUGUGCCUUAAACAUGGAGCCAAAUCCACCAUCACGACCCUACAUAACAUCCAUCACCACUGUUUUGCCUUUCCCAUGUCACCAAUUCUACCAUCCCAACUCUGUAUGACCUCCAUCACCUCUGUUCUGUCUUUUCCAUGGAGCCAACUCUACCAACGUAACUCUACAGGACUUCUAUCAUCUCUCUUGUGCCUGUCUCAUAGGGCCAUCUCCACCAUCAUAAUCCUACAUGACCUCCAUCGCCCCAUGGAGCCAACUCUACCAACCCAAUCUUACUUGACCUCCUCCAUCACCUCUGUUCUGUCUUUUUCAUGGAGCCAACUUCACCAUCCCAACCCUACAUAACAUCCAUCACCACUGUUUUGCCUUUCCCGUGGCACCAGUUCUACCAUCCCAACUCUGUAUGACCUCCAUCGCCUGUGUUGUGCCAUUCACAUGGAGUCAACUUCAGUUGGAUCCCCAUGACCUCUGUUGCCCCUUCCAGGUGGAACUGGCUCCACCAUCCCAGUCCUACAUGACCUCCAUCACCUCUGUUGACCCUUCCAGGUGGAACUGACUCCACCAUCCCAGUCCUACAUGACCUCCAUCACCUCUGUUGACCCUUCCAGGUGGAACUGGCUCCACCAUCCCAGUCCUACAUGACCUCCAUCAUCUCUGUUGACCCUUCUAGGUGGAACUGGCUCCACCAUCCCAGUCUUCCAUGACCUCCAUCACCUCUGUUGACCCUUCUAGGUGGAACUGGCUCCACCAUCCCAGUCUUCCAUGACCUCCAUCACCUCUGUUGAACUCUAUCACCUUUGUUGAACCUUCCAGAUGCAAUUACCUUCACCAUCCCAGUCCUACAUGACCUCUAUUAACUCUAUUAAACCUUCCAGGUGGAACUGGCUCCACCAUCCCAGUCUUUUGACCUCCAUCACCCCCCCCCCCCCCGUUGAACUUCAUCGCCUUUGUUGAACCUUCCAGGUGUAAUUACCUCUACUCAUGGAGUCAAUUUCACCAUCCCAUCCCGUGGGGGGGUCAGGGAGGUGGUAUUACGGAGUCAUAGACAUACAGGGGGGGUCCAUCUCCAUUCACUGAGACCCACCUAGAAAGACCACCAAGAUUCUGAUACACGUCCUUCUGAUGAAGGGACCCCCAGUCACAGAUUUCUUCCCCCCAAAAAAAGUAAAAACUGGAAAACUCAAGAAAAGUCUCCUUUCCCAUUCCCUGCAGAUGAAGGGCGGCCCCUGAUCUGGAGGGGAGUCGCUUUUCAGAGGAACUGUGAUCGAAUAAAAGUCUUUACGGAUUGGCCGGUUGUGUGAAAAGAGAUUUGGGGAAGUUUGGGGAGACGGAGGAAAGAAGUGACUCCGGACAUCCGGGUGAAGCUCCGGGAUGAUUGGAGAUUCAGCUUCUCUCCGCUGGGAAUUUCCAUGGUGGAGCUCUGCUGCCAUCUGCUGGGCAUUCGUGUAACAACAUCACCCAGAUACAGAAGUUGGAGCUUCAUUGGAUUUUUAUAUACUAAGUCAGGGGUCUUCAAAUUACGGCCCUCCAGUUGUUCAGGAACUACAAUUCCCAUCAUGCCUGGUCAUGUCUGUGAAUGUCAGGGA
Rana temporaria (common frog) is the source of this 4240-nucleotide messenger RNA. Its product is annotated as mothers against decapentaplegic homolog 6-like. The record is from RefSeq and is a predicted model, not a curated record. Gene Ontology annotation, biological process: transforming growth factor beta receptor signaling pathway; SMAD protein signal transduction; regulation of transcription by RNA polymerase II. Gene Ontology annotation, cellular component: heteromeric SMAD protein complex. Gene Ontology annotation, molecular function: transcription regulator inhibitor activity; I-SMAD binding. The coding region runs from base 115 to 1191 and encodes 358 amino acids. The transcript has 4 exons. Lineage: Eukaryota; Metazoa; Chordata; Amphibia; Anura; Ranidae.